Molecule: messenger RNA, 2612 nt
Organism: Ananas comosus (pineapple)
Lineage: Eukaryota; Viridiplantae; Streptophyta; Magnoliopsida; Poales; Bromeliaceae
Product: sucrose nonfermenting 4-like protein
Exons: 14
Coding region: 211-1656 (481 amino acids)
Source: RefSeq, a predicted model, not a curated record
CUUAGUGUGGUGGUGCUCGGGAAUUGUUUGAAUUUUUGGGGCUUUUGUGCCGCAAAGGUGCUGCUUUUGAGGUAGCUUGAGGGGGCUUUCAUGUUACCGCGGGCGGAUUGCCGCUUCCCUGCGUGGAAUGUGUGAGCACUGAGGGGUCCUCUGCGUGCUGUGGAGGAUCCCGUCGCAAGAGUUAGAAGCUUGUUGAAAGGAUCGAAGGAAAUGUUCUCGUCGGGGCCGGAUUCUUCUCGAGACACGCCGGUUGCCGAGGGGGCGGUGCAGAUUCUGACGCGGUUCGUAUGGCCGUAUGGUGGGAAUAGGGUGCUCCUAACUGGUUCUUUCAGGAGGUGGUCGGAACUUAUACCAAUGUCUCCUGUGGAAGGUUGUCCUACUGUAUUCCAGGCAAUCUGCAGUUUGGCUCCUGGCAUUCAUCAGUACAAAUUCUUUGUUGAUGGAGAAUGGCGGCACGAUGAACGGCAGCCUUUCGUGACCGGAGAGUAUGGGAUAGUAAACACUUUGUAUUUGACUGGUGAUGUUGAUCCUAUGCCUUCACUGUUGAGCCCUCACACGCCUAGAAAUAGGACGACCAUGGAUGUUGAUAAUGACAGUGUGGUGAGCCCUCGUAGAAUUUCAGAGACUGAUAUUGAAAUAUCGAGGCAUCAUGUUUCUGACUUUCUAUCCCGACACACUGCAUAUGAUUUACUCCCUAACUCCGGAAAGGUCAUUGCUUUUGAUGUUAAUUUGCCCGUGAAGCAGGCUUUUCAUAUUCUAUAUGAACAGGGAAUUCCUGUUGCUCCUCUGUGGGAUUUCUACAGAGGACAAUUUGUUGGAGUACUUAGCCCAUUGGACUUCAUAUUAAUAUUGAGAGAGCUCGGAAAUCAUGGCUCAAACCUAACAGAGGAAGAGCUUGAGACCCACACAAUAUCUGCUUGGAAACGGGGAAAGCAGCAACUUUACCGGCAAAUGGAUGGGCACGGUCGACCAUUUCAAAGGCAUCUAAUGCAUGCCAGCCCGUAUGAUUCCUUGAGGGAUGUAGCUUUAAUGAUUCUGCAAAAUGAUGUUUCCACUGUUCCAAUCAUCCAUUCAACAUCAGAAGAUGGAUCCUUUCCGCAGUUGCUGCAUCUCGCAUCCCUUUCAGGAAUUUUGAAAUGUAUCUGCAGGUACUUUAAACACUCUUCUAGUGCUUUGCCGGCUCUACAGCAACCAGUGUGUACAAUUCCUUUGGGUACAUGGGUUCCUAAAAUUGGGGAUCCAAGUGGGCGUCCACUGGCCAUGUUGAGACCAAAUGCGUCACUCAGCUCUGCUCUUUCUUUGUUGGUUCAAGCUCGUGUAAGUUCAAUACCUAUUGUUGAUGACAAUGACUCGUUGCUGGAUACAUAUUCUAGAAGUGACAUCACAUCAUUGGCUAAAGACAGAGCUUAUACCCAUAUUCACCUUGAUGAGAUGAGUAUCCAUCAGGCACUGCAACUUGCCCAAGAUGCGAAUUCGCCGCACAGGUUCUUCUAUGGACAGAGAUGCCAAAUGUGCCUCCGCUCUGAUACAUUGCUUAAAGUGAUGGAGCGAUUGGCAAGCCCCGGUGUUCGCCGUGUGAUUAUUGUCGAGGCCGGUAGCAAGCGUGUCGAGGGCAUAAUAUCACUAAGCGACGUUUUCAGGUUUUUGCUUGCCUAAACAACGACCUGCUAUUUAAACCUACCAAUUUUGUGAAAAAUGAACAGGAAAACUUUGCAAGCUUUAUUACUUUGCCUGAGGUUUUCGCAUUUGACGCUUUAUUGGAUGGAGCAUGGAUAAGGAUUUGUGCAUUGUCUUUUUAAUGUGUUACAGCCAGCCACUAGGGGGUCUGUAAAUGUUCAAAUUUUCUUAUUCUUUUCUGGUUUCAAUUUUUUUUUUUUUUCUUUUAUGUUCUAUUACUCGGAUAAUGUCUCCAAGUCCUUACUCCUGUUUUAUCGGAAACAUCCUGCUGAAUGAUCUAAGGGGCUUGAUCUUUUAUAUUCAUCCUAUUGGUCUAAAAGCAGAAAGCAGUACGGAGCGAAAAGGAGCUGCUGUUUCAUGUAAUGCCAUGGAAAACCAUCACUGGUGGGGCCAUGAAAACUGUAAUUCAGCAAGCAGUACAUGAAGUUAAAAGAAAAAAAAGUAAAAAAAAGAAAUUAUUCUUUCCUGACUUUGAACAUCCUUUUGCCUCUCUGUUAUGAUCUUAACUUAAAUGAAUGUCCCAUGGGAGACGAAUCGUGCAGUGAGACGAAGUUUCGAAUAAACACUCUUUGCACGUCUCUUUAUGUUAUUGCGACCAAGGUGGAGUUUGUUCGUUCGAUGCUACAAAAUAACUUACUUGAAGAGGCGGAAGGGGAUCGAAGGUUGUUGUAUGGACUCUCCCUUACUGCUCUGGUUCGAAGGGAGGCUAAUGUUCUUCGCUCUACAUUCUGUUAUGUUUCAGUUGGUCGGUGUUUCCAAAUGCUUGAGCUUUUAUUUAGUCCGUAUAUUGGUUUAGUAUAGUUGAAGAAAUGUGCAGUGAUCAGCUUUGUUGUGCGAACUGUACGGUUCGACGGAUGUGAUUUUGUCAAGUAGGUAUGGCGGUUGGUAUUUUCUUGGACUGUUUUGUUUCUUCUGGUUGAAAGUUGUGUGUCCAA